Molecule: messenger RNA, 1071 nt
Organism: Drosophila pseudoobscura
Lineage: Eukaryota; Metazoa; Arthropoda; Insecta; Diptera; Drosophilidae
Product: inactive tyrosine-protein kinase RYK-like
Exons: 7
Coding region: 1-1071 (356 amino acids)
Source: RefSeq, a predicted model, not a curated record
AUGGAAAAGUGGCUCGACAGCGAGGAUGCAACGAAGAACGUCCAUGCUCCUCCGCUGGCCAGUCGUCUUUUCCUCGCCUUCCCGUUUGAUAUUGCUCCGGAGAUGUUUGAUUUGACAGCCAGGACUCGAGGACUGCAGAUGCACGCGGAGCCGAGGAUGCGGAAUGCAAUGGCAAUGGCGAUGGCAAUGGGCGGGCAGUGUGGACUCGAGGCGGAUCUGUUCUACGUGCACGAGGGAUCCAUUAACACAUACGCGAUGCACUUCACCGUCCCGGUGCCCGCGGACGUCCACGAGCUGGAGUUCUCCUGGCAGAGCCUCAUCGCCUAUCCGCUGCCCUACGCCAUCAGCAUCGAGUACGCCAACGACCAGGACGCCCUGGGCACCCCGACGCUGAGCAUCCCCCACAAGGGCCUAGUGCCGCAGGAGAUCGAGUCCUUCCUGGUGUACCUCCCGUGCACGGGCAACGCCAGCCUUCAGCUGCCCGUCAACGUCAACAUGGUGGUGCGAGGACCCCCGCGCUUCAACGACACCAGGCUCCACUUCAAGCGCAACAAGAUCUGUGCCAAGGGCAUCUCACCCGAACCGAACCAAUCGCCGGCCCCCGCCCAUGCCCCCUCCCAGGGCCCUGCCUUGCUGAGUGCCGCAGCCUGUGCCGUCGGCCUGGUCCUGGCCGUGGGUCUCGUGGCCAGCAUGAUGUAUUUGCGGGCUCGCAAGCAGCUUCGCCAGGACUCGCUUCACACAAGCUUCACCACCGCGGCCUAUGGCAGCCACCAGAACGUUUUCAUCCGCCUCGACCCGCUCGGACGGCCACCGAGUGCCACCGGCUCCUACGCGACCAUCGCCAGCCUCAACAAAUACCCCGGGGAGACCAAGAAGUCGUGCAGCAUCUUCGACCGUUUCCGCAGCUCCCCCAUCCCGACGCCCUACGCCACCGCCUUGCUGCCGAUGGGGGACCAGACGCAGGCCGGAGAAACAAUCUACUCGAAGCCAGAGUCGAUCUGUCCCUCGAGGAUAUCCUACUACGCCUCCUCGCAGCUGACGCUGACCCAGCCCCCACUCACAGCCCUGUAA